Helobdella robusta is the source of this 801-nucleotide messenger RNA. RefSeq lists its product as hypothetical. Lineage: Eukaryota; Metazoa; Annelida; Clitellata; Rhynchobdellida; Glossiphoniidae. The record is from RefSeq and is a predicted model, not a curated record. The transcript is spliced from 2 exons. The coding region runs from base 1 to 801 and encodes 266 amino acids.
AUGUCUUCAACAUACAAGUAUAAAAACAUUUUAACAAAUAAUGUGUUUUAUUUGAACGCUGGCCUGAUGGUGGAUGGCUUGAGAGAUCCCGAACCUUUUCGUGGUCAUUGCGCGCACACAAAUGAAGGGGUGACUGGCCAGAAUUGGAUACAGGUGGACAUAGGCGGAGAAUACAACAUUGAUUACAUUGCUCUUUUUAGUAGAGAUUAUAAAAAGAGACAUGUUAUGCUACGUCUGUCAAACUUCAUCAUCGGUCUGAUGUUAUCAAGCGCCACAGUUGAACCACCAAUCAGAGGACAGUAUCCUCUGUGUGCUACCUACCCUGGAGAUGUUCCAGCUGCUUCCAGGGUCAUCCUCAAAUGCAACGCCAACCUGCCUGCCUUCCGUUACAUCAUCGCUCAACAAGCCGCUGGUGCCAGCGAUGGAUAUUUUUCCGUUUGCGAGUUGGAAGCCUAUGAAGCAUUGCUGGCUACAGGUGAUCAACCUUGGAAAUAUUUAGUUGAUGAUAAAUUGAAAAAUAAAUUAAAAAAACUGAAAAUUUUAGAAAAAGUCUGGACUUCUAAGAACAAUCAACAAUUGCUGAAUUACAUUUUCAUGGAGUUUGAAGCCGACAGACCUUCAUUAUGUUUAGGCCAGUGCAUGAAAGUUGGAGCGUACAACUGUGACUCGUUCAAUUUCAACUACCUGCAAAGAAUAUGCCAGCUGAACCAGCACAGGAAUGGAUUUCUUAUUGGGAAUUUAGUUGCCAAAUUGGGUUGGUCAUUCUGGAAUGCUACAUACGCUCACCUCGGAAGUUUUUGA